GGCCAUGGCGGAUAUAACUCUUUCCAACGGGGUUGUGUGCCCGAACAUUGCACCAAGCCCGAGAGUGAAUUCCAGAAAACGCCGCUACCGAGGAACGAAAACUCAACCAGGAUAAAUUCUCGAAUUUGUGCCGGCUGCGAAUGACUACGGGACAAUGAGCCAGGUCGCACGGCCGAGGGUUCAAUCAAGCCAGACUGGAUACCGACAUGCUGGUCUGGCCGACCCUCUGACUGGCGCCACACCUUCCUCGACAGGCUGUGUAUGAGCGGAAUGUUGGGAGCUUCGUAUGCUUCGGGCCUGACGGGUGGCUAGGGCCAAUUGCCUGACACAGGGGUCUUCGGGGACAAUUGCCGAGAUGCAGCGAAAUAGGGAUCCCAAUAUAGCGAGGUUGACCCCUCCUCGUCAACCUCCUUUUGGCCCAGGCCAAGCCCGAUGUUAUCUGCGAUCGUGGACUUUCCGUCCAGCCUGUCGAGUACCGAAACAAGGACCUCGGGUUCUGGUUGGUGGGAAGUUCGGCAUCCUGCCUCGGAAAAUCCCCCGGACCAAAUCCCUCCACCCAACCCCCUGGGAUAGCCAUCUCGAAUCGGGUGGGUUCUGCGGUGCAAUUGGCAGGCAAUGGUGGGGUAUCACCGCGGGGCAGCGCGGCACGAUACCUCGACCUAUGUGUAUGGAGGAGAGGAGUACGGGUUGGUGGAUGAGAGGAUAUGACGGACAAAGAUGCCGAUUCAGCAGUAUUGUGGCAGAGAAGGCAACGGUUCAGACAACGAAUUCGUCAUGUGAACAUCUUUUCUGCGGCCAUACAGCAUCUCGUUUGACCGGGCAGCUGGGUGCGAGAGAAGCCAUCAUCACGUCUUUGCAGGAAUAAGCAGGACACCUCCCCCCUUCUCACCUGGUCUUUCAACACACGUCUAGCCUUGGGCAAGGGUCUCGGCCACCCGCAUACUUCUCGCAUGGAAUGGUAUUGCGGC
This is a messenger RNA of Colletotrichum navitas, 968 nucleotides long. RefSeq lists its product as uncharacterized. Bases 356 to 865 code for a protein of 169 amino acids. Lineage: Eukaryota; Fungi; Ascomycota; Sordariomycetes; Glomerellales; Glomerellaceae. The record is from RefSeq and is a predicted model, not a curated record. The transcript has a single exon.